This is a messenger RNA of Saccharomycodes ludwigii, 1656 nucleotides long. It is a transcript of the gene IME4, whose product is annotated as mRNA (N6-adenosine)-methyltransferase. The transcript has a single exon. Bases 1 to 1656 code for a protein of 551 amino acids. The record is from RefSeq and is a predicted model, not a curated record. Gene Ontology annotation, molecular function: mRNA m(6)A methyltransferase activity. Gene Ontology annotation, cellular component: RNA N6-methyladenosine methyltransferase complex; nucleus. NCBI's taxonomy places the organism in Eukaryota, Fungi, Ascomycota, Saccharomycetes, Saccharomycodales, Saccharomycodaceae.
AUGAUGUUACCGAACUUGGUUAGUUAUUUAAUAGAAAAUGAGACCAUAUUAUUAUCAGAUCCAAUUAAUGGAGAACUACGCGAUAUUUACAUCUUAUAUAAAGAGAUCUGCAAUAGUAAUAAUAUGAUAUGUAGUUAUGCAGAUUUUGUAUCUAUGAUUGAUGAAAUACAAAAUUUAGCCAAGGAAUCAUUAUAUCUAUCCAAAACCUGGGAAAGUCAGGUAUCAUGUACCAAUAAGGACGAUAAUUAUAAUAACAAUUGUAACACCGAGCAAAACGGAUACAAUAAAAUAAGUGGCAUAGAUCUAAUCAAUUUAAAAAUAUUAUACAAUAAACUAACACGUGGUAAUUACUAUGAAUAUGAAAAGGGAAAACAGUCUAAAAAUAAUAAAAUUACGGCUGACACAAACCCAACGUCACUACUGGAUACUUUGGAGAAACUUGUUAGUGAUGAUAGUGAGUUAUAUACCACCAGUCCAAAUGCACAAAUGUAUUGUAAGAUGUAUGAAUUAUUGUACAAUAACAAACCGUUUUCAUAUAAAUUAGCAAAAGAGCGUAUACUACAUACUGAGACACCGCAAGCUUAUAAUCCUAUUUGUAGUGAUAGGGAACAUAUAACAAGAUUAACCUCCAUGGUAACAAUAAUAGAUAACCAGGUUUAUGAUGUAAAUUGGGGUGGUAGCAGCGAUUCUAUGCUGUAUGAGUUGCGUAAAUGUUGUUCUACACAUAUCCAUUACAUACCUAAUUACAAACCGCAGACAGAUGUGAAUAUAGGUGAUUGUUCAUAUUUAGAUACAUGUCAUAAGUUGAAUAGCUGUAGAUAUGUUCAUUAUAUACAAUUGUAUCCUAAAGAUAUGCAUGGUAUUUCCGGUGAUGUUAAUGUAGCGUCUUCGCCUCUCUUGUUGUAUACGCACGGACAGAACUGCUAUGGUUCUGAUAAUGGCGAUAAUAAUAAUAAUAAUAAUAAUAAUAAUAAUAGUGGCAUUAAACCUUUACUACCCAAACAAUGGAUUAAAUGUGACAUAAGGAAGUUUGAUUUCAACAUCUUGGGCAAAUUCAGUGUGGUUAUAGCAGAUCCAGCAUGGAAUAUACAUAUGAAUUUGCCGUACGGAACAUGUAAUGACAACGAGUUAUUGAAUUUGCCAUUAGAUACCUUACAAGACGAGGGCGUUAUAUUUCUAUGGGUUACAGGGAGGGCCAUUGAGUUGGGCAAAGAAAUUUUAGGUAAAUGGGGGUAUAAAGUGAUGAACGAAAUCAGUUGGAUUAAAAUUAAUCAGCUAGAAAGGACUAUUGUUACAGGAAGAACUGGACAUUGGUUAAAUCAUUCCAAGGAGCAUUUAUUGGUUGGUUUAAAGGGAAAUCCUAUGUGGCUUAAUAGACAAAACGAUUUGGAUAUAAUAGUUUCGCAUACGAGAGAAACAUCUCGGAAGCCUGAUGAACUAUAUGGUAUGGUUGAAAGAUUGGUAGGAUUACACGCUAGAAAAUUGGAAAUAUUUGGUAGGGAUCAUAAUACCAGACCCGGUUGGUUUACUAUCGGUAACCAAUUAAAUGGGACUUGUAUUUUUGAAAUGGAUGUUAAAUUGAAAUAUGAGAAAUGGCAAAGGGAGAGCACAACCACUGUUGGUAAUAGUAAUAGCACUCGUAGUUUUUGUAGAUAA